AAAAAUCCGGGCUGCUUCGGAGUUGUGAGGGUAGGGGACGGACUGUCGGGUAUCUGCACCAUUUUCUGCCAUUUUUAAGGCAAAAUCGGGAAAAUAACAACUUCGGAAAGGUCGGGGAACUCUUCUAGGUUCGGUUGACCAUCACUGUGUUGAACAGUGAUCCUCGGGAAUUUUUAUAUGAUUUUUUGUUUCCAAUUUUUUAUUGACGGGGGAGCGGCAUUCUUUAAGGCUAUCCCGUGUCGUGAGCGCGGAGCUUUCUGAUUGGUGGCGCGCUUUUGUGAAUGACUUUAUUUAUUAUGCAGGACGACGCAAGCGACCGGUCGUCCAACCACACGAGAGGAAUAUCUGUGUUGCUUAGCUCGGACACACAAGUCGGCCUGCAAUGGGGACCUCGUGUUGAAGAAUAUAUCCCCUUGACAAAAAUAUAUUUUCUGGCCAACCUUUAGUACACAUUCUUACAACAACAACAACAACAACGCGCGAGACGCUGUCGGGGUUUCAGUCUGGUCUCACUUUACUUGACAUCGUGCCAAGACGAUGUCUGGCUCCGUGGACGACCCCGUCUGCAUUCACCGGCCCAAGCGUGUGAGGUCCUCGGACUCCCUGCGGCUUCGGCCCGAGCCCACCGCCACUGCCGGCCCGCUCAGUCCCAAGCGCUGCCUCGAGCUGGACGGAGUGAUCGACGUGCUCCGAGCCUACGACUCUUACGAAGGAGGCGUGAACUGUUCGAUUUGUGGUAAACUGUACAAGAGUAAAGUGUGCUUCACCAAACACCUGUGGGAGCACUCCGUGUACUGGGAUCUCUUCGACGGGGAGAAAAACCACGACCGCGUGCUCUCCAUACAGGCCGCCCUGAUCCUCUAUAAGAACUUCCAGCUCGCGGAUCGGGACCAGAACAGUCUGUCGUUCCUGCUGGUGACCGGCCCGCACAGCAAGGACGCCGCCAAGUCCGAGUCCAGGAGCAACAGCGCCUCCCCGAAAACCAAAUCUCGACACAGGCACGACAGCAGGGGGAGGAACGACAAGAGCCACAGAGAAUAUGCACAUUUUCGCGGUAACCAUGACAACGGGAGUAAAGAACACGGGAGUUUCCAUAGCAACGGAAGUUCGACUGAUGAAAAUACAGAACGCUGCUCGGGUGAUGGGCGUGACAAUAUGACAACUUUAUUUGGCGAGAAUCGUUGCCAUGGUGAUGACUAUGACGUACACCAUCGAUCGCCAGUAUCGAAUGGCGGGAGUUUCCAUGGCAACAGCUGCCAUGACAGUCGUUUCUAUGGUAGUGGCAAUAAAAGAAUGAAAAUGAUUUAACAUGCUUUUCCAGCAGCAACACAUGAUUCCGGAAUCCUAGAGUCUUUUAUUUAGAAGUUUAUGAUUCCUGGAGGAAAAUGGAAGUUUUAAAAUAAGAAAACUCUAUGAGUGAAUAUGUUUUUCUCGACGGAAAGCCCUGGCCGGGACCAUUUUAUUCGCUAGUAAAACUAGCGAUGAAUUUUGAAAAAAAUGUUGCAAUGCAAAUAUGCAAGAAAAACAGAUACUGUUGUGUAAAAAGACGAGAAGUUGUAAAGUUUGGCGCGCUUUUGUUCCAUUGUAUAUAAUGUUCAACACAAGCGCGCAAAGAAGGUAAGUACUAGUGUUCAAUAGAUUUAAAAAAAAAAAACGAUGUAAAACAAGUACAUUUCAAUUUGUUUCACCAUUCUGGUCAUUUUUGUUGUCCCUUGUAGGGACCUGUACAUGAGGAUCCACGUAGCAGGCACUAUAGGAAGAGUUUUCUUUUUUUUUUACCUUGUUUAGCCAUUUUAUACUGAAAGUUAUGCUUUCGUUCAUUUAUAAUUCUGUUCGUUUCGGGACUUAUUGUUGCUGUAUAAUAUCGACAUUAAAUCAUAUUUUCGAAAGUAA
Messenger RNA from Branchiostoma floridae (Florida lancelet), 1893 nucleotides. RefSeq lists its product as uncharacterized. NCBI's taxonomy places the organism in Eukaryota, Metazoa, Chordata, Leptocardii, Amphioxiformes, Branchiostomatidae. The transcript has 3 exons. Bases 538 to 1308 code for a protein of 256 amino acids. The record is from RefSeq and is a predicted model, not a curated record.